Messenger RNA from Pestalotiopsis fici W106-1, 801 nucleotides. RefSeq lists its product as uncharacterized. The record is from RefSeq and is a predicted model, not a curated record. Bases 1 to 801 code for a protein of 266 amino acids. Gene Ontology annotation, molecular function: S-adenosylmethionine-dependent methyltransferase activity. NCBI's taxonomy places the organism in Eukaryota, Fungi, Ascomycota, Sordariomycetes, Amphisphaeriales, Sporocadaceae. The transcript is spliced from 3 exons.
AUGAUGCAGCAAAUCACUGCUGGUCCCGGCGUCGCGCCUGCUGAACACAUGGCCAAACACGGGAAUGAGCUCUUGUCCUUUUCCGAUGCCACUACCAUUGUCGAUAUGGGUUGUGGCCCGGGCCAGGUCACCAACGCGGUAUUGCAGGCUCAUGAUACGCGGAUUCCGGUUUCCGCCAAGGUGAUUGGAGCCGACAACAAUGCGCAAAUGUUGGCUCAGUAUAAUGCGCGCAAGCAGGCUGAAGUUGACAAGGGCAACACAUCCUGGCAGCAUGCCGAGACGGUCGAGGUAGAUAUCCAUGAUUGCGCCGCCUUUGAGGAUGAUUCUGUCAGCCAUAUGCUAUGCGGAUUUGUCCUCUUCUUGGUCCCUGAUCCCGCCAAAGCCAUUGACGCCAUGAAGCGCGUCGUGGCACCUGGAGGCGUGGUCGCCAUGUCCUCUCUACAGAGCAGUGAAUGGGUCAGGCUAUCCAUGUACCCAUUAAAGGUGCGCCCCGACUUGAAAAUGGAUAUUCCUACCAAUGGCUGCUCCUCGGCCGAGGACGUGACUCGGCGCCUUACGAUGGCCGGCUUCAAGGACAUUGAGGUUGUUGAGAUUGAAAACUAUCUGGCAUUUGACGAUUACGACGUGAUUUGCCGGUUUCUCUUGACCAAGUUGCCUAUGGCGGCGAGAAUCAUUGCCCAGAUGACGAACGAAGAGGUCCUGAAGACGCAGGAGUUGAUGAUGGCGGACUUGAAGGUUUGGCAUCCUAUCCUGCCGGCCAAGAUGGUUGGAAAGGUGAAUGUGGCAUAUUGUCGCAAAUAA